This is a messenger RNA of Ceutorhynchus assimilis (cabbage seed weevil), 2997 nucleotides long. The record is from the annotation of a GenBank genome assembly. Lineage: Eukaryota; Metazoa; Arthropoda; Insecta; Coleoptera; Curculionidae.
UGAAAAGUUUCUAGAAUGCUCCAGUACACUUCAAGCCAAGUUAGAACACUUUAUAACUUUAAUAAGCCAUCUAGAACGUUCCAAAACACUUUCCAGCAGCAUUUUGGAAGGCUUUCCUUAGAAUUAUAGAGCCUGGGAAUAGACAAAAAUUGAAAAGUUAUGGAAUGAGUAAUAAUAAGAAAAUAUUAGUCCUGAAGGCGUCAUUAGUCAGACGCCUGAAAGACGUUGGUUUUUAUAACAUUUUAAGACGCCUUGAACACGUAAGUAGAAGUCUAAAAAACAGUAAGCAGUUAUGUUCAAACAACGUCUUCUAGGCCUCUUUUUUUGGUCUUCAGACGGACGUAAUGCAGACCUAAAAAAAGACGUCUUCACGACUUUGUGUGCUGUCUGGGCUGAAACAGCUAGAGACCAAGUUUUCAAUUAAAGAGACUCUUAUUUUAAAAGCAUUCAAUUGGAAACGUUGAACAAAUAUAAAAAAAUAAGAACUUUUGGUAGAACUCAAAGAAAAAUUAAUACACCCCAAAUAAGUAACCAACGGUAUCCAAAUCCUUACAGGGUAAAUCAAUUAUUUAUUUCGACACCUGUCUGACAACCUGAAAAUCUCUAUUCCGAAUUCCCUUCCCCAAUUCAAAAACAGGUGCCUAAAAACCCUCUAAUUGCCGCGACGUAAUCCCGAAGGAUUCCUGGAGAAGCGCGUCUAAUUGGCCUCCGAAACGAAUCCCGAUCGAUGCCGAGAAUAUCGUCGUAUGCCUGUUCCAGGGACUCAAUCACUUAAGGCCGUUAAGUAAGUUAAUUACGAAAUAGCGCUCAAAUGAGACACACGGUUAUGUGACGCUUUUUCUUCCAGAAAUCGGAAGAUUUUUAUUAUCAUUUGGCAUGAUUUAGUUUUUUGCGCUUUUUAGUUUUUUUUUUUAUUAUUUGAACUUUUUUUAAUUAUUUUUUUGUUCAAUUUUGUGCGUGUGCUUUGCUUUUAAGUUUGUGAUUAUAGGUAAGUACUUAUUUUAAUAUGUUUACUAAUAAAUUUUACUUUUCUAUAACUUAUAUUAUUUAUUUUUUUAUGUUUUGAAUAAGCUAUUAGCAUAAUUUUAUAGUUUUCUUUAUACACAUUAAAAACCAGUUACAAAAGUUAAAAAAUAUAUCUACUUUCUCUCUAAACUUUUUUGAACUUUUCCUAGUUAAGAUGUUGCUAAAGUCGGUACCAGAAGGAUGCUACCUCUCUCCGGACCAGCUCUACAACCCAUUGACUAAUUACACCCAAGCAGAACUAAUGGAAAAAUUCAACUUGGCAUUUUACGAAGCUCAAACUGUUUCCAAAACGGACAUUAUCGAAACCUUACAAGAUCCUUAUGAAAACAAAACUAACGACGACGAUCUGAUUGAUUUUUUAAUAUCGGAAGAUUCCAGUCCCACCGAUUGCGAUAUCAAUUUCGACUUCAAUGAUUUCGUUGAAGAUUUCGACCACAACGUUCGAGACUCGUUUUCUGAUUCUACGACUGUUGUUGAAUUCGAUACCGAAACUUUUACCACGGAGAGUACCAGUAGUAGCGCUGCCACUGGAACAGUAAAGGAGUUUUCAAAUUUCUACGUAUCUCCACCGAUAAUGAAAAAUAAUUUCAAUCAAAAACAGGACGCUUUCGAAGAUAUUAAUAUUUGUGAAGUAUUGUCUGAUACUUCGUUGGACAUUGGAGAUUGGUCGUCGGAAAUACAAGAUUUGGACGAGACCUCGAUUGAUGAAUAUGCUGGAACCACUUGCCUACCACCUGUUGGUACCAUCAUCACCAAGAAUAAUUUCGAUUUCAACUGUUACGUCAGAAAUAUACCUGAUGAUGAUUUGGGAUAUUUGAAACAGGAUUCAGAAUCCAAGAGCGAGUUUGGGCACUUGCUGAAGACAUCCGAAACAAAAAAUUGCGACUUCGCAUUGAACGCUUUAGAAAAAGAACAAAUGUGCCAUGUUAUGGAACAAAAUCACAUGGUGCUGCCUCAGUCGGAUGCUUUAUUGAACGAUGAUCCAUUGUUGAGUUCCAGUAACAACUUUUAUGCAAGUGACACUCGAUUAAUUUCGGACAAUUUGGAUCAGGAAGCGGACAAGCAAGAAGACGGAGUGACUUCCACCGGUUUCUAUCAGUGCAAAUGGGAAAAUUGCUAUCAAAAGUGUUCCAGUCAACCGGGUUUGGUGAAUCACAUCGAAAAGAGUCACGUGGAACUUAAAAGAGGAGACGAAUUUACUUGCUUCUGGGAACAAUGUCCGAGAAAAACGAAGCCCUUCAAUGCCAGAUACAAAUUGCUGAUCCACAUGAGAGUCCACAGCGGGGAAAAACCGAACAAAUGUCCGUUCGAAGGGUGUAACAAGGCAUUUUCCAGACUCGAAAAUCUCAAAAUCCAUCAGAGAAGCCAUACCGGUGAGAGGCCGUACCUUUGCCAGUUUACCGGCUGCUCGAAAUGCUUCUCGAACAGUUCUGAUAGAGCUAAACAUCAAAGAACUCAUUUUGAUACUAAACCUUAUGGCUGUCAAGUUACCGGUUGCUUUAAAAAAUACACCGAUCCAAGCAGUUUGAGAAAGCACGUCAAAACUCACAGUCACGAAGAACAGUUGCAAAUGAAAAAGAAAACUCCGGAAGAAAGUUUGUUUGCCAAUGUGAAUGCGAAAAAGCUUUUGGAUCCUAGCAGACAGAAAGCAAUCAAAUUCGAAGUUGCAUUCAAUAAGUCCGAAUACGAUCAUACGUAUUCGAACUCGCCCCAACAUUCUAUUCAUUUAAAUAAAUUCGUUUCUAUUAAUGUCAGACAGGAUUUGAAAAAUAAAAUUGAGAAAAAUAAGAUCAGAAGAACUAUGUUUUAAAUUUAAAUACAAUUUUUUUUUUAUUAUUGUAGGUUAUUGUUAGGUUAGGUUUAAGUAAAAUUUACUAAGUGACUAUAAAGACCAACUAUUUUGUGAUAUGUAAAAUAAUGUAGAUAAUAUUUUGUUGGGAAUGAGAAUAUAUUUUUUAUAUCUGAUUUUGU